Bufo gargarizans (Asiatic toad) is the source of this 3877-nucleotide messenger RNA. RefSeq names its product DIX domain containing 1 (gene DIXDC1). The coding region runs from base 134 to 2209 and encodes 691 amino acids. The record is from RefSeq and is a predicted model, not a curated record. Gene Ontology annotation, biological process: canonical Wnt signaling pathway. Lineage: Eukaryota; Metazoa; Chordata; Amphibia; Anura; Bufonidae. Gene Ontology annotation, molecular function: protein binding. The transcript has 20 exons. Gene Ontology annotation, cellular component: cytosol.
UCUCAGAUGAACAGGCGGAGAGGACCAGCGUUAUCCCCCAUGGCUACUAAUUCUUUGUGCAUGGAAACAGCCCGGACCCCCUGCAAACUGCGGAGGGAUUAAGUGAAGAGACAGUCCAUUGCCGCCGUGGACGAUGAUCGCCUAUCUGUCCCGGGGCAAUCUGCAGGAUAUAUUAAAUGAAGGCUUCCCGGAGCAGCAGCUGCAGGCUUACGUCGCCUGGGUCAACUCCCAGCUGAAGAAGAAAGCAGGGGUUAAUGCCGUCCAGGACCUCCGGCUGGACCUGCGGGAUGGGGUGGUCCUGGCUCAUCUGAUAGAAAUAGUCGCCGGUGAGAAGCUGAAUGGGAUUCACUGGGAUCCGAGCGGCACGCAAGAAAUGAAGGACAACGUAGAAAGAGUUUUGCAGUUUGUGGCAUCCAAAAAGAUCCGAAUGCAUCAGUCAUCAGCCAAAGAUAUAGUGGACGGGAACCUGAAGUCUAUCAUGAGACUGAUACUUACCUUAGCGGCUCACUUCAAACCAGUUUCUGGGCGAUCCAUGAAUCAUGGUGCGUUGGGCGUGCCAGGAAAGAGCCAGCCGGCUUAUUCUGCCAAUCACAGACCCCACUCCACCACAGCCAUGGCACAGGGUGCAGCCGCUGCCCUCGCAGACGUUCGUCAGGACAUGUCUCUCUCAGGACGAGAUGUCUUCCGCUAUCGACAGAGGAACAGCAGCAUGGACGAAGAGAUUGGGAACCCGUACUGGAGCGUGCGGGCCAUGGUGCAGCAGUAUGAAGGUCACCAGACUAGUCGCUCUCCAUCAGAGUCAUCUAGCCUGGCGUCGCCAAGUCCUGUGCACAGCUCAAAGUCAGAGGUGAACGGCGUUCAGUGCGAAGAGAAGGCAGAAAUCACCAUCAUACAGUGCGAGGAGGCCAUCUCUAAGAAAGAAGAAGGCUCCGUACCUCCACCUGAAUGUCAGCCCUCCAGCCGUACCAUAUGCCCGGACUCCUCAUGGGAGGACCAUCUCCUGGAGCAACAGGAUCAUUUAGAGAAGGAGAUGGAGGAAGCCAAAAAAAUGAUAUCUGGUUUACAGGCCUUGCUGCUAAAUGGAUCCCUUCCCGAAGACGAACAAGAGAGCUUGUUCUGCCUGCGUGAGGAUGGGGCGUGCCCAGAGGAACAAUUGGUCAUCAUCAAAAGUCGCCUUGACCAAAGUAUGAGUGAAAACCAGUCUUUAAAGAAGGAACUUCAAAACUGCAAGCAGGAAAAUCGGAACCUGCAAGCCAUAAAGGAUGCCCUGCAGCAAAGGAUGGCUCAGCAAGAAGGCGUCGUACUUCAGCUAAAGCAAGAACUACUGAGAACCAACAUGGACAAAGAUGAGCUGCACAAUCAAAGUGUUGAUUUGCAAAGAAAAUUGGAAGAAAGAAACCAGUUUAUUGCAGAUUCUAAAAAAGAAAUUGCGCAGAAAGAUAGGCUCAUACAGCAAAUGCAAGGGAAACUGGAUGAUGCACAUCGGAAACUUUCCGAAGCCAAUUAUCAAAAGAACGAUCUUCAGAAAGAGUUAGACAACAGGAAGGUCCUGCUGCAGCAGCUCUUGAGCCGGGAGGACGACCAGGUCACUGGUUACAUCAAUCACCCCUCACAGACUAAUGGAUUCUUACAGACAUCUGGCAAAGGUCCUACACGAGAUCCAGCACCUCAGAGGACGGCCAAUGAUCUGCAGCUGGUCCGUGAUGCUCUGCGCAGUCUAAGAAAUAGCUUUAGCGGUCACGACCCUCAGCACCACACUAUAGACAGUCUGGAACAGGGUAUAGCAAGCUUGAUGGACAGACUGCACGUCAUUGAAAACCAAAGGAGACAAGACCGGAAGACACGAGGAAGGCUGUCAGGAAAUAAAGAGUUAAAUGAAUACAGAGACUCGUGGCCUCCAAACUCAAAGAUGCCCCAUUCUCAAAGUGCCCCAGUAAUGGGAAGUAGUAAUUCCUGCACCAAAGUGCUGUAUUUUACAGAUCGCUCGCUUACACCCUUCAUGGUCAACAUACCAAAGAGGUUGGGGGAGGUGACACUGAGGGACUUCAAGACAGCCAUUGACAGAGAAGGAAACCACCGAUACCACUUCAAAGCUCUGGAUCCAGAAUUUGGAACAGUCAAAGAAGAGGUAUUUCACGAUGAAGAUGUUAUUCCAGGGUGGGAGGGUAAGAUAGUGGCAUGGGUGGAGGAAGACCAUGGAAGCACCUAAAUGUGGUGAACACUCUUAACUUCUUGACCAGUAGAGUGGACAAGUGAUGGACUCAUUUUCUGAGUGGAUUAUUCUUCAAGCUGCCAAAAAGGUCCCUAUGGGUACCAAAAGAAACUUGUCUAUACAUGAACUAGGGAUGAAGAUGGACGAAGGAAAUUGCCGGUGCUGUAUAUAGAAUCUACUGCGUAUUGAACGUUGUGGACAGUUUACAGAGGAGCUCGUCCUUGACAUAUGGAUAUCACAAGCUUCUUCAUGUGUACAUAUCCUGAUGGAGAAAAUUCAGUAUUUUUUAAAAAUGGGUAAAUUCUUGCGUUUCACUAAGGUUUUGGAGCGUCCUAUUUUGAUAGCGUACAUAUUAGUUUUCCUAUAGACACUUAAAAGACGUCUGCGUUUUCACUGACGGUAUGUUUUUUUUAGAAUAAGGUACUUUAAUGGACAUUUAUUUACAGCAUCGUAAUAUUUCAGAACCAAUGCCAAUACUGCUGUUAUGAUGGCAAAGCUGGAGGCCAAUUCUGAGCGUUUGCCUUUACAUAACACUAACUUUUUGGAGAGAAGGACGGCAAUCUUGCAGGUAAUAGUAAGAACCUUGGCUCUAUAGGUUGCUGCGAACUGCACAUAAAAGCGUCACCCAGAGCUAAAACUGACAUGUAGGAGGGGGGCUCUGUGCUGGUACCUGACACCAAGCACACCUGGAUUCACAGUCUGACAACCUCUGCACAUUGAACCUCAUAUGCCCUCCAUUAAAGGAGAUUUCAAUAAGAUGACAUAUCAGAUAUCUCAUAUUAGUAUUUGAUGAAAUAUCCCUGUGAAAGUCGAUUCUCAUCCUGUAAUAAUAUCAAUACAUUGCAGUAGGGGGGGGGGGGUCACUUAUAAAUGUGAGGCAGAGCUGACCAGAGGGUGAUAAGACAUGUCAUUCUUGUUUUGGUCUCACCUCCAUAUCUCUAGGAUAUGCCAUCAAUGUCAGACAGGUGCAGGUCCCACCUCUGGUAGCCGCUCCUCUCACCAGAACAGAGCCCCUAAAGUGAACGGAGAGCAGCCGUGCAUGCGCAGCCGCCCUCCAUUCAUCAAGUGCUAGCUCGGCUAUUUCCAGCAGUCCCAUAUCGGUGAAUGGAGAGGUGGCCGUGCUUGCGUAGUGUGCUCUCUAUUUAUGGAUAUAUCACUUCCGAAAACAGGCAAGCGCUCUCACUCAGCUGUUUUCAGGACUCCCAGAGUGAUGAACGUAGUGCAUGUGCGGUGUGCUGUCCUUCACGUCGGGGCCCCUGUAAGGCGAUAGUAGGAGGUCACAGAGGUCGGACCCGCACCUAUCUGACAUAUGCCAUCAAUGUGCCAGAUGGGAAUACCCCUUUAAAGGGAACCUGUCACCAAGUUUUCCCCGUAUAAACCAUUCCCACCACAAAUCUCCUACACCGUAUACUUUUCAGGUAUCCUGUGUCACUUAAGCUUCUUUCACACUGGUGUUAGGCUUGUCCGGCAGGGGAACAGCCUGCCGGAUCCAUACUAACGUUUGCACACGUGUGCUGCCGGAAGUCCGCCCUGGCCCCAUAUAGCUGCGUUUUUUGGGCAUCCGCCUCUAGGCAUGUUUGCCGCGCUACGGCCGCAUCUCCGUCCCGUCCCCGUUAUAGUGAAUGGGGCUGGGGCGGCUUUCCGGCAGCACACGUGUGCAAACGU